Messenger RNA from Anastrepha ludens (Mexican fruit fly), 3179 nucleotides. It is a transcript of the gene Mms19, whose product is annotated as MMS19 nucleotide excision repair protein. The coding region runs from base 188 to 3118 and encodes 976 amino acids. Gene Ontology annotation, biological process: iron-sulfur cluster assembly. The record is from RefSeq and is a predicted model, not a curated record. Gene Ontology annotation, cellular component: cytosolic [4Fe-4S] assembly targeting complex. Lineage: Eukaryota; Metazoa; Arthropoda; Insecta; Diptera; Tephritidae. The transcript is spliced from 7 exons.
AUAAGGUCAAGUACUUCUCGGCAAUGAUUUCUCACAUCACUAGCGAUAACAUUUCACCUCUGCAGCAAAUCGAACACAUAUGAUUUUUGGUGCACACUUCUGAACAACGCGCACUCUUCCUUUUUAUUCAAAGGAAAAAUAUUUACUUAUUUUACCAACUCUUCCGGUUGUCACUUGGAGAGACGUAAUGACACCUUUAACACAGAACGGCAUAGAAGAAGCGUUCGCUAGUGAGGCGGCGCUUCAGCAGGCUGCCGCCAGUGUUAGUGCAAAUAUCGUCAAAGGGGCUUAUGACGUUUCACAUGUUGUGGAGCAAAUGGGUUUCGCUCUGACUUCACCCACGAUAGAGCAACGCGUUAAUGGAAUAAAGCUACUUUCGUUUGUUUUGCGGCAAUUACCAAAGGAUCACCUCAAUAGAAAACAAUUGGAGUUCAUAGCAGAUUUUUACGCAGAUCGUCUGAAGGAUCAACAUAGUGUACUACCUGCUGUAAUUGAUGGUAUUCAUGCUUUAGUAGAAAUGAAAGAUCUGCCCGCGGAGAGUGUGCCGAAAAUUUUGGAUUCAUUUUUCAAACACACCAGCUGUCAGUCUCAUCAACGUGGUGAACGAGGAAAGUGGUUUAAAAUCUUAAAACACGUAGGAGAGCAGUAUGAAAAAGAACUAAAGCAAAUGGGUGUCGAUUUUAUGUACGGAUUGAUAAAUUCAAUCGACGGCGAGCGUGAUCCUCGUAAUUUGGAUUUUAUAUUCACUUUCAUGCCUGAUUUGAUAAAACACUUUUCGCUGUUGCAUUUGGGUGAAGAAAUGUUUGAAAUAUUUGCCUGCUAUUUUCCCAUUGAUUUUACCCCGAGUCGCGAUGAUCCCAGCAAUAUAUCACGUGACGAGUUAGCUGCGAAAUUGAGCGAAUGUUUGGUUGCAUCGCCUGAAUUUAUUGAAUGGGUGGUGCCAUUGGCGUUGGAAAAGCUGGAAAGUGAUUUGGUGGUUGCCAAAUUGGACUCGUUGGAACUAUUGCGCAAAUCGGCAAUUAAGUUUCCUGCAAAAUUAUUGUCUCAGCAUUUUGAUGUCAUCUGGGCAGCUCUAAAGACCGAAAUAUUCCCCGGUGGCGAUAAUACGGACGUUGUUUCUGCUGGCAUCAUCGUAUUGCGUACAAUUUUAGAGCAAGCUCACUCAACGCCAGAAAUUAGCCAUAGUUACCAAACCACUGUUUUGGGUGCAAUUUUGCCGCAUUUAAGCGACGUCAAUCAACGUCUCUACAAUCCAUCGACAGCUAUUGCAUUGGUUUGUGUCGCAGGUGAUCCGAUUUUCGCUGGCGAACGGAUACUUAACACCUUUUUGCUGAAACUAAGCACAAAACCCCAAAGUAUUGACGGCGGGGGCGACAAAGCGAUAUUGUCAACUGAUACUUACAACGAGGACCAGCGUAUCAAAGUGUAUGCGAUUAUAGCACAACUUUUCAAAAUUGUUGCAAUACGAGAUUGUGCGGAGCAGUUGAACAAGGCUACAUGCGACGCAAUUCAUCUAGAUAUUAUUGGAGUGCUGCGUGCUAACAUAGAUGCCGAUGCUGCAGAGCAAAAUAUUGAUUUAAAACACGCAGCGCUGAGUGCACUUACCGAAAGUAUGCCUUUGAUCAAUGAAACGAAUCGUGCACUCCUUUACAAAGUACUUCUACAGCUGAUCACACACGAUUCGCUCGAUCUUCAGUGCGUGGAAUUACUAGAAUUGCUCGGUGCUUGUCAUCCUGUCGAAGUGCAGUCAAAUUGCAUUGAUGUGCUCACUCGCAACUUCGCUAUCUACCCAAAUUUCGUAAAAAGGAAAAUGUUUAAGCAUCUACUGAAAUUGGUGGUGCAAGCGGCCUUUACGUCGCGUGUACUCGAUUUGUUGUGGCACUAUUGCUUUGGUCAAGACAUACCCAGCGAUGUGCAAUUAAUCGCUCUUGAAGCGCUUAACAUGCUAUUGAACAGCAAUGAUACGCGUCUAAUCGUUGAGCUACAGACCAAUAACUGCCUUAUUGAUAAGCUUGUGACAUUAGCUUUGGGAAAUGCACCACUUAGUAUACCUGCGCUUGAGCAAAUUGCAGCUGCGCUUUGUCGCAUUCAACAGCAUUUGUCUGUUUCGGAACAAUAUAUAAUAACAACUGAGUACCUUUCGCAGCUAAAACUGCAGUCUGCCGCACAUUUGUAUGUCGCCAAAGGGCUACUGGGUCAUUUACAUCAAGAAAUAUGUCUGGAUGACUUCCUUGAGUGGCUGCUGAACGAUUUGACGCAACAGUCGCUUACCGUUGACGAAGUCGGUGAUAAUAAGGAAACCCUCCGUACAGUUGCACGUCAGUUGAUAUGCAGCCUGGUUAAUCGGAUAGAAGAGAAUGAACAAAAUCGUGACAAUUUAGUUAAGACUCUGGAACUAUUGAGGACAAAAAUAAAAGAAGAAAACGCAUUGGCUGUAGAGACUUUGGCGUGGUUGGCCAAAGGCCUCAUUGUAGCCGGUAACGACCUAACAGCGGAAAUAAUUGAGACACUUGCCGAAUUAUUGGACCAUCCCACAUUGGGCACAGCUGCAACUGUAGCGUUUGAAAUAAUCGCUGCGGACUAUGAUGAACUAUUUUUAACUAAAGUAAAAUUUCUAUACAAACAGAAGCUUUUCAAUGUGGUUUUGAUAAAGUUGGGCGAUAAGUUGGAAACACAUUCCGAACGUCAUCUGAUUGCUUUUAUUUAUGUGUUGCAAAGCGCGCCAUACGCCGUGCAAAAGAUGCAUCUGGAAAAGAUUGGUCCGCUGCUCUUCAAAUCGCUUGAGCUUAACCACACAGCCGUGCUCUGCUAUUCUCUAAACAUUUGUGGGCGUUUUGUUGCGGAUCGCGAUGAAUACAUUCUUAGACACUUGAAUCAUAUAAUACCGAGCUGCUUGCGGUUAGCAAAAUACCAGAACUCAAUGAAAGUGCGCAUCGGAGCUCUAAAUCUUCUGCACGACAUUACCAAAUAUUCCACCCAUGUCUUGUUAACGCAUAAAAUCGACGUUGUGCUGGAACUGGCGUCCGCCUUAGAUGAUCAUAAGCGCUUGGUACGCAACACGGCUGUGCGCACGAGGAAUGCCUGGUAUAUGGUCGGUACAAGCGAAGCUAAUUAUUAAGCGGACAAGUGGCAGCUGCUGAGCAUCAAAUAAAAGCGAACUUCGUUUUUUGUUUGUUUUU